ACUGUCGAUAAGGAAAUGGGGGGGAGGGGUUCUUCCUGUUCACUGCUGAAACAGAAACCAAAAAGCAACGAAGAGGAGAUGCAUGGUUUUUCUCGAGUUGACACGUCCCAGAAGUUUAGCAAAGCCUUCAUACACCAGACAUGGCUUCAGCCAGAAGUCUAAUAGCUGAUGACGAUUUUCGUUGUUCCAUUUGUCUGAGUGUCUUCACUAAGCCUGUGUCAAUCCCCUGCGGUCACAACUUCUGUUUUAACUGUAUCACAAAGUUCUGGGACUCAAGCAAUCCUAAAUGCAAAUGUCCACUGUGUAACGAGGCAUUUUCCAGCAGACCGAUGCUUCGGGUUAACACAACCAUCGCUGAGCUGAUUGAAAAGUUCAAAAAAACAAUCCAAGAAAAAUCCUCUGCUACCGUUGAAGAGGAACAAACAGGAGAAGUGCUGUGUAGUAUGUGUGAAGGGGCAAAGCUCCCAGCCCUGAGGUCCUGCUUGGUGUGUGUCAUGUCUUUCUGUAAAAAACAUCUGGAGCCUCAUCAGAGAAUUGCCACCUUGAAGAAGCACGCGCUGAUCAACCCAGUGGAGGACCUGGAAAGCAGGCUCUGUGAAAAACAUGACAAACCUCUGGAUAUGUUUUGCAUUGCAGAUCAAAGUUGUAUCUGUGAGGUCUGUAACAGCAGUAACCAUAAAACCCAUAAGACAGUGACCAUAGAGGAGGCGGCGCAAGUGCUCAAAAAACAGCUGGGAAUGAAGAAGAGUCAGAGGGAUCAGAUGAUCGAGGAACGUCAGCAGAGAAUUGAAGAGAUUGAAAACUCAUUGGAGGCUAGCAGAACUGACUCAGCGAUGGCACUGUCAAGCACCGUGAGUGCGGUGAAUGAUGUGGUGGACUACAUUAAGAGGAGCCUCGUCAAGUUCACUGAGGUUAUCAAUACAAAGCAGGGAAACAUUGAAACUGAGGCAAAAGGAUUACUUCAAGAACUGGAUCGUGAAAUUGUGCAAAUUAAGCAGGAAAGCACGCACCUCAAUGCACCGACUGACAAAGACCCUUUCCGGCUCCUUACAAACUUCCGUUCUCUUAGCAUCACUCAGCCCAAGGUGAAGGACUGGGCUGGUGUCACUCUUAAAUGUCCCCCGUUUCCAGCGCAGGGAUCCACGCUGAGGGCAAAACUCAUGAGAGAAAUAAGUAGUCUGUGUGAUCCUGACUUGAAAGAGAAGCAGCAGCAUGCUGUAGAUGUAACUCUGGAUCCUGACACAGCACACCCCAAACUCAGACUUUCUGCAGACAGGAAGAGAGUUGCACACGGAGAUGGAAUAAUGAAACAAAGAUACUUCCCGGAGAGCUUUGACCAACUCUUAGUUGUCCUGGGAAAAGAAGGAUUCCGCUCAGGAACAUUUUACUACGAGGUCCAAGUUAAGGACAAAACCAAAUGGCUUCUUGGAGUUGUAAACCAUUCUAUCAACAGAAAGGGCGAAAUACAACUGAGCCCAGAGAAUGGUUACUGGACCAUUUCUCUGACAAAAGGAACCGAGUUUACAGCCAAUACAAACCCUGCCGUCGACCUCCAUCUGAGCGGGAUCCCUCAAAAGGUCGGAGUGUUUGUCGACUACAAGGAGGGUGAAGUCUCCUUCUACAAUGUGGAUACACAGGCGAGAAUCAUCUCCUUCACUGGAUGCACCUUCACCGAGCAGCUUUUUCCAGUCUUUGGCCCCGGUCAUAACAAUGGUGGUGAAAACUCCACCCCUGUGAUCAUCACUUCCGUCACACACAACGCCUGAGUUUUUUGUUUGUUUUCCAUGAUUACGAGAAGAAGAAAAAAAAGAAAGAUAGAAUGUUGAAAUGUUUUCACCCGUCAAAUUGCAUUGUGCAAAACCCUCAUGUGCUGUGUUUGAGUGGAUACUGUGCAGACAGGAAGUUGUUAAAUACUGUUGUGUGUUGAAUAAGUAGGUGAUGUCCCUCAUUUGACAUGUAUUCUCCAAAGAAAAGAUAAUAAUAAAGGUGGUUCAAGAA
This is a messenger RNA of Pleuronectes platessa (European plaice), 1998 nucleotides long. Its product is annotated as E3 ubiquitin-protein ligase TRIM21. Lineage: Eukaryota; Metazoa; Chordata; Actinopteri; Pleuronectiformes; Pleuronectidae. The coding region runs from base 141 to 1766 and encodes 541 amino acids. The transcript is spliced from 2 exons. Gene Ontology annotation, molecular function: protein binding; zinc ion binding. The record is from RefSeq and is a predicted model, not a curated record.